UGUAGCAUAUCCAAAAUUCACCCAUCCAUGGAGGGCACGGAAAGAGAAUCUAAUGCUCAUACAUUCAGAGUUUUAAUGUUCCCAUGGCUAGCUCAUGGUCACAUCUCUCCCUUCAUAGAACUAUCCAAGAGACUCAGCAAAAGCAACUUCCAAGUAUACUUAUGUUCUACUGAGAUCAACCUGAAUUUCAUCAAGCAAAGUAGAAAGUUUGAUGAGAACUCAUCUCAUCAUUCAAUAGAAUUAGUACAACUUGAUUUGCCGGAUUUGCCUGAACUCCCUCCACACUAUCAUACCACCAAAAACCUCCCACCCCAUCUCCAAUCAACCCUCAGGCGUGCACUUUAUAUGGCAAAAACCAACUUUCAAAACAUCCUCAACACUUUGAAACCUGAUUUGCUAGUCUACGAUGGUUUCCAACCAUGGGCCUCAGAGCUAGCUGCACUGAAUCAUAUCCCUUCUGUUCUUUUCCUAGUUGUGGGAGCGGUGAACUUGUCUUCCGUUUAUCAUAGCCUUAGAUGCAGAGUCUCUGGUGCAAAUGAGACUUACCCUUUCCCUGCAAUUUUUUACAGGGACUAUGAGAUAAAGAAGAUAUUAGCCAAGCUACAAGAAUCCAAAGCAAAAGAAGGUGACGAAUUUGAUGUUUUUAAGAGCAUUGAACUAUCUUCUGAUAUUGUUUUGGUGAAAAGCUGGAGAGAAAUUGAGGGGAAAUAUAUUGAUCACUUAUCUUCCUCUUGCGGGAAGAAACUGAUUGCUGUAGGACCUCUUAGUAAUCCAGAAGGCGACAGCAAGGAGGCGGACAGCUACUCCCAUAUCAUUGAAUUUCUGAAUAGUAAAGAUGAAGCAUCACUGGUUUAUGUUUCUUUUGGGAGCGAAUAUUUCCUGUCGAAGGAAGAAAGGGAAGAGAUAGCAAUAGGGCUGGAGCUGAGCAAUGCCAACUUCAUAUGGGUGGUUAGAUUUCCAGUUGGACAUGCCAUUGGCCUUGAAGAAGCUUUACCAGAAGGGUUUCUUGAGAGGGUGAAAGGAAGAGGGACAGUGGUGAAUGGAUGGGCACCACAGGCUAAAAUUCUUGGGCAUCGAAGCACGGGUGGCUUUGUGAGUCACUGUGGAUGGGGAUCUGUGAUCGAAAGCAUAUAUUAUGGGGUUCCAUUGUUGGCCUUGCCCAUGCAUCUUGAUCAGCCCCUUCAUGCAAGACUUGCAGUAGAGAUUGGUGUUGGUAUUGAGAUUCUCAAGGAUGCAGAUGGACAGAUAAAGAGGGAAGAUUUUGCUAGAGUCAUAAACGAGGUGGUUGUCAAGAAGAAAGAGGGACAACUACAGAGACAAAAAGCUAUGGAAUUGAGUAAAAAGUUGCGAGAAGAAGGUGAAGAAGAGUUGCAUGAAGCAAUAGAGAAGCUCAGGUCAUUGUGCAGCAAAAACAAGUAACAAGACUUGUAUUCAGCUCUGAGCUGAGGUGGCCUAGUUUGAUAUGCAGCAAGAACAAGUAACAAUAUCUGGUAUUCAGCUUUGAUGACUUGGCCUGGUUUGAUAAGAACAACUGCUCCCUUCUAGAAUUUAGUCUUUUUGCUAUCAAAUUUCUUUGUAUUCAAGCACGUAAAAUUGUUAUCAAAUGGGCGUCCGUAUUGUUUCGAAUGCGUGCGUUUUGAAUCCUGAAUUGUGGUGAUCCUGUUACUGAGGAAAACUAUACAUACCCUAUAAUUUUUGAC
Molecule: messenger RNA, 1700 nt
Organism: Coffea eugenioides
Lineage: Eukaryota; Viridiplantae; Streptophyta; Magnoliopsida; Gentianales; Rubiaceae
Product: beta-D-glucosyl crocetin beta-1,6-glucosyltransferase-like
Exons: 1
Coding region: 28-1419 (463 amino acids)
Molecular function (GO): UDP-glycosyltransferase activity
Source: RefSeq, a predicted model, not a curated record